This is a messenger RNA of Phyllopteryx taeniolatus (common seadragon), 5799 nucleotides long. Its product is annotated as unconventional myosin-Ic-like. Gene Ontology annotation, cellular component: plasma membrane; actin cytoskeleton; vesicle. Gene Ontology annotation, molecular function: ATP binding; actin filament binding; microfilament motor activity. The record is from RefSeq and is a predicted model, not a curated record. Lineage: Eukaryota; Metazoa; Chordata; Actinopteri; Syngnathiformes; Syngnathidae. Gene Ontology annotation, biological process: vesicle transport along actin filament; actin filament organization. The transcript is spliced from 33 exons. Bases 240 to 3434 code for a protein of 1064 amino acids.
UCCUCCCUACGCUCACAGAGUGCUCACAUACUCUCUGUCUGCCUGCAAAGGGAAACUGGCCUCAGUGCGGCUCUCAACUCUGCAGAAGCCAUCUCCUGGGAUGCUCCUCUGAUAGCAUCUCUUCUUGAGUUGUGGAUUUGGAAAUUUGAGUCUGUGGGAAUUAUUAUUUUCCUAGUGGAGGACACUUCGGCAACACAGAUCAAGCAUCGGGAGACAAGACGCACAGACGACAGGGAGCAAUGAUGGAACUCAGGAUCCAGCUCAUCCCAACAGGGGAAAUCAUCCUUUCUCCUGGGAAAAAUGUGGAAGACUACUGCCACAACUGCAAGGUGGUGGGUACCGACGGGGUGCGGGCUAUGAUGGAGUCGGCCCUGACAGCAAGAGACAGAGUGGGUGUGCAGGACUUUGUCCUGCUGGAGAACUACACGAGCGAGGCUGCUUUCAUAGAGAACCUUCGCAAACGCUUCAAAGAGAACCUCAUCUAUACUUACAUUGGCUCCGUGCUGGUGUCCGUUAACCCAUAUAAAGACUUGGAGAUCUAUACCAAGAACCAUAUGCAGCGAUACCGUGGGGUCAACUUCUAUGAGGUCUCACCACACAUCUACGCAGUGGCCGAUAACUCGUACCGUUCUAUGAGGACAGAGAGGAAAGACCAGUGCAUCCUAAUCUCUGGCGAGAGUGGAGCCGGGAAGACUGAAGCAUCAAAGAAGAUCCUGCAGUACUACGCUGUGACCUGUCCAGCCAGUGAGCAGGUGCAGACCAUCAAAGACCGCCUUCUGCAGUCCAACCCUGUGCUCGAGGCCUUUGGCAAUGCCAAGACAUUGCGUAACGACAAUUCCAGUCGCUUUGGCAAGUACAUGGAUAUCCAAUUCGACUUCAAGGGUGCCCCGGUGGGAGGUCACAUCAUUAAUUACCUGCUGGAGAAGUCGCGUGUGGUUCACCAGAACCACGGUGAAAGGAACUUUCACAUCUUCUAUCAGCUGAUUGAGGGAGGUGAGGAAGACCUGCUGAGACGGCUGGGUUUAGAGAGGAACCCUCAGCAGUAUCAGUAUCUAGUCAAAGGUAACUGUCCCAAAGUGAGCUCCAUAAAUGACCGCAGUGAUUGGAAGGUGGUGAGGAAGGCCUUGACUGUGAUUGGCUUUAACGAGGAUGAGGUUGAGGAGUUAUUGAACAUAAUCGCCAGUGUACUUCACUUGGGGAACGUUCAGUAUGGCGGUGAGGACGGCAUUGCCUGCAUCACUUCUGACACACAGAUCAAGUAUUUGUCAAGGUUGUUAGGAGUAAAUGCGGCUGUGCUGACGGAGGCACUCACACACAAAAAGAUAAUCGCCAAGGGAGAGGAGCUGAUCAGCCCUCUGAACUUAGAACAGGCAUCCUCAGCUCGGGAUGCUUUGUCAAAGGCAGUGUAUGGACGCACUUUCACCUGGCUUGUCAACAAGAUCAACACUUCACUGGCAUACACGGAGGACUCUUACAAGCACUACUCUGUCAUUGGGCUGCUGGACAUCUAUGGCUUUGAAGUCUUCCAACACAACAGCUUUGAGCAGUUCUGCAUCAACUACUGUAAUGAGAAGUUACAACAGCUUUUCAUUGAGCUCACACUCAAAUCGGAGCAGGAGGAGUACGAAGCCGAGGGCAUCACGUGGGAACCAGUGCAGUACUUCAACAACAAGAUCAUCUGUGACCUGGUGGAAGAGAAGUUUAAAGGCAUCAUAUCCAUUCUGGAUGAAGAGUGUCUGAGACCCGGAGAUGCCAGUGACAUCACCUUCCUUGAGAAGCUGGAGAACACCGUGGGAGGUCAUCCACACUUUGUCACUCAUAAGCUUGCUGAUGGAAAGACGCGGAAGAUAAUGGGUCGUGACGAAUUCCGACUGCUGCAUUAUGCUGGAGAGGUCAACUACAAUGUCAAUGGUUUCCUGGACAAGAACAAUGACCUGCUCUUUCGGAACUUGAAAGAGGUUAUGUGCAUGUCAGAGAACAAGAUCCUGAACCAGUGUUUCGACAGGGACGAGCUGAGUGACAAGAAACGUCCAGACACGGCAGCAACCCAGUUCAAGGCCAGUCUGGCAAAACUCAUGGAGAUCCUCAUGUCCAAGGAGCCAUCAUAUGUUCGCUGCAUCAAGCCCAAUGACUCCAAGCAAGCAAGUCGCUUUGACGAUGUUCUGAUCCGUCACCAGGUCAAGUACCUGGGACUGAUGGAGAAUCUGAGGGUGAGGCGAGCUGGCUUUGCUUAUAGACGGCGCUACGAGGUUUUCCUGCAGAGGUACAAGUCCCUGUGCCCAGAGACUUGGCCAAACUGGGAGGGCAAACUGUCUGAUGGAGUUGCUGCGUUGGUCAAGCACCUGGGGUACAAGCCUGAAGACUACAAGCUGGGCAGGUCAAAACUUUUCAUCCGUUUCCCGAAGACCUUAUUUGCCACUGAAGAGGCCCUAGAGACCAGGAAGCACAGUCUUGCCACCAUGUUGCAGGCAGGAUGGAGGGGCUAUAGCCAGAGGUCAAGGUACCAAAAACUUAGAACUUCAGCUAUUGCUGUUCAGGCAUGGUGGAGGGGGAUCUUGGGUAGGAGGAGGGCCAAACACAGACGGCAGGCUGCUGACACCAUCCGCAGGUUCAUCAAAGGCUUCAUUUACCGCCACAAGGAGCGCUGUCCAGAAAAUGAGUAUUUCCUUGAUUACGUGCGCUACUCCUUUCUCAUGAAGCUGCGCAGGAACCUGCCAAAGAACGUUCUGGACAAAAGCUGGCCCAUGCCACCAGCAGCUCUUACAGAGGCUUCAGAACAUUUGCGGAAGCUCUGCAUGCAGAACAUGGUGUGGAGCUACUGCAAGAAGAUCAGCCCAGAGUGGAAACACCAGAUGGACCAGAAGAUGAUUGCAAGUGAGAUAUUUAAGGAAAAGAAAGACAACUACCCACAAAGUGUACCCAAGCUGUUUGUCAGCACUAGACUGGAUGGCGAGAACAUAAAUCCCAAGGUUUUGCAGACUCUGGGAAAUGAGAAGUUGAAGUAUGCAGUGCCAGUCACCAAGUACGACAGGAAGGGCUACAAGGCCCGUCCACGCCAGCUGCUUCUGACGGCAAACUGUGCCAUUAUUGUAGAGGAUGCCAAGCUCAAGCAACGCAUUGACUAUGAUGCUCUGAAAGGUAUCUCUGUCAGCUCUCUCAGCGAUGGUCUGUUUGUUCUGCACGUGCCCAGUGAUGAUAACAAACAGAAGGGAGAUGUGGUUCUACAAAGUGAACACGUGAUUGAGACCUUGACCAAGAUUGCCAUAUGUGCUGACAAAGUAAACACCAUCAACAUCAACCAGGGCAGUAUAACAUUUACAGUGGGCCAAGGAAAAGAAGGGUUCAUUGACUUCACACCUGGAUCAGAGCUGUUGGUGGCUAAGGCUAAGAAUGGGCACCUAUCUGUGACGGCUCCGAGGCUGAACUCCAGAUGAUUUCUGAUCCAGAUCCUCUGAUAUCUCACGCACACACAAACACACACACACUCAUGCACACACAGACCGAUCUACUCAUCCAUCUUCCGAUCACUUGACCUCAAACCCAGCUCUGCUUUAGCCAAUCACGUACCAACUUGUCACCAUGUCGUGCCGGUGUUCGCUUCCAAUUUUAAGAUAACCGAUCCAGCAAUACUAAUUGAUAUAUUUGUGUUUAUAUAUUAUAUUUUUGGGAUUAAUACUGUUGGAAUAUUGUAAUUUUAUCAGUGAGGCCAAGGAAUAACAGAUAUUUGUGUGUUUUUCUAGGAACCUUUGUGCUUAUUUGUGAUUUAUUUGGGAACAUGACCAAGCAAACAAUGAGAGAAGAAAGUGGUCAUUGUGGAGAAAUCAGGAUGCUAUCUUUUAUAUUCGUUCCUUAUUUUUUUCUUUCUUUUGUUUCUCGUCAGUGCUUUCUGUAAUACUUUUGAGAGUCUGAUCGCAUGUGGUCAAAGGACAAGGUUAAGAGAUGGUGAACAACUCCAAUAACAGAUGUGUUAAGCUUUUGAGAGAUGGAAAUACUACUGACUUCGUAUUCAUUCAGCUUGCUCGUACUCCGACACAAAGGGAGCUGAUGAUGAGGGGCAAACUGCAUUAACUGUGCGCACAUGAACAACUUGAACUCUCAGUGUAGUGAGGUGAGGAGAGUGCAGCGGGAGAGUGAGGGGAUGGUCACAGUUGUUACUUGCCUCACUCUUGUGCCUCUCCUUUUGUCUAACGUACUUGGAAUGAAAAUGUUUCAGCGUUGCUCACCACGGUGGACGACGCCUCCUCCUCCAUCCUUCCACAAGCAUUCUCUACUUUACUUCUUGUGUCUCCUCUCUACUUGGUACAACCUGACUGGUCUUUGUAGCUUGCAUCAGGCAUGCAGCUAAUCCUUUCUCAAAGUCAGCCUGUAUUUUACACCGCUGUGCCUCUCAAAGAGACAACCUCACAAUGGUUUAAUAUUAGCGUUAUAGAUGGCUAAUUCAAUCUGAAAUAGACAAAAAGGGCUAACGAUUUUAAGCCACUUAAAUUGAUCUUAUUUAACAUUGCUUCUUUGUGUUGUUUUGUUCAUGUUUAAUUGGAUUGGAAAGGAUCAUUACUACUGUUGUAGAUGUCAGAUGACUAUUGCAUAGUGAAUUGUAGUCUGUAAGCCUUAAAGAGGUGCAAAAGCCCCCAAAUUUGUUUGAAAGAAUACAGUAUGUUGUAUGUGCCCCCACUAGUCUAAACGCAGAAACCAUCAUGUUGAUGACAUAAUGGUUUGAAACCAUCGUCAUCAACCCUUGGUUAUGCUAGUUAUCACAACAUACACAGUCCACUAAGCCGUUUUGCAGCUUUGAUCACGUGACCUUCCGUAUAUAGCUAGCGUAAUGCGCGAGGGUAGUUGUGAGGUUAAUUUUAGUCAAUAGGGUGAUUUUACCCAACACGGAGGUGGAUGAAAAUUUUAUUUGUUUUAAUUCUAUCCCAUGAAGGCAAUAUUAAUCCACGAGUAUGCGGGGGUCCACAGUGAUAAUGUUCACUAUUUUCAGUGUUUUUAACAUUGGACACAAUAUUUAAUGUCUGUAAUUAUUCACACUCUUCCUCAACUCAGGCAAAUCCAGUGAUCCAAUAUUAGAAUGCUCUGGGUUUUGCUAAAAGUUACCAAGAUCCUUUAGAAGGGUGACAAACAUUACACUUCAAAAAUUGUCAUUGAUAAGAAUAUUAAAACAAAUAUUUGUCAUUACCUCUAAUACAACAAAUCUUUACACACAUAUACAGUCAGAAAAUAUAAUAUAUGUAACAGCAGCUCCUAUAAUAGAGCAGAUGUAAAAAAAUAUAUACGUGAAAUCCAAACUCUGCAAAGUCCAGUUGCCUGUGAGAAGGUUCGAAACUCAAUGCUCAGUUUGAGAGGGUUGCCAAAAUUGUUCCAAGGGUCGUUGUUUUUGCAGACUUGACUCCAAGGCGGGUGCAAUAUGCCAAGACUGCUGCUUCACUUAAAAGCCAAAGUACCAUUUGAUUUAUGAUUAUUAUCUGUUGUAUAAUUUCUUUUACUUGUUUUUGUUUUGAUCUGAUUUUAUUUGAUUUCAGGAGGGAGACUUGUACAGUUUGUGUUCUGUGAUACAUGGCAUGUGGAAGCCAAGUUUCAUGAUGUAAAACAUUUUGGGAGACAAAGCAUUUAGAAUAGUUCCAUGUGCCUUGUUGCAUAGCAAUAUUAAGAGACUAAGAGACGGACAAGAGGUCAUACCUCCUUGUCUGUUAACUCUGCCAGAGCAAACUUUGUUGUUUCACUGCUUUGCAAAAACAAAACAAAACAAAAAAAAUAAUAAAUCCUAUCUUGUGUAACAGUUUUAUUGAUACCAAAUCCUAA